This is a messenger RNA of Amyelois transitella, 2250 nucleotides long. RefSeq names its product mRNA export factor Gle1 (gene Gle1). The record is from RefSeq and is a predicted model, not a curated record. Gene Ontology annotation, cellular component: nuclear pore cytoplasmic filaments; nuclear pore; cytoplasm. The transcript has a single exon. Gene Ontology annotation, biological process: poly(A)+ mRNA export from nucleus; regulation of translational termination; regulation of translational initiation. Gene Ontology annotation, molecular function: inositol hexakisphosphate binding; phospholipid binding; translation initiation factor binding. The coding region runs from base 162 to 2114 and encodes 650 amino acids. Lineage: Eukaryota; Metazoa; Arthropoda; Insecta; Lepidoptera; Pyralidae.
GUUUGUUUGCUCAUGCUCGCACUCGUAUCUUGUUUUGAAGUUUUAGAAUAUAAACGUAUUUUCAUUUAUAACAAAAAUUAAGCAUAUAAAUAAGCUUGUCUUGACCAGUGACGUAAACUAAAGUUUAAAGAUAAAGACGCAGGUUGUUGACAUUAUCAAAAAUGGACAUUUAUUCUUCAUUUGAUGAUUCAAGCAGUAACUACAACAAAAAGGCAGAUAUAAGUAUAUCAGAUCAACUUUCAGACUUUGGUAAACUGCGAAUAUCAGCUCUAACAAAAGCAGCUGAAAUAAGUCCUUAUGUUAAAGAAGUAACAAUUGGACCAAACAGUCCUGCCAAGACACAGGAACAAAUUAUAGAGCGGUCGCCAGUUAACCCAUCGAAAAUUAAAGAGGAGGAGAAUUUGUUGGAGGAUAGGAUACGGGAAGACCUCCGGUACACGCUCAUCAUGAAAGAGUAUGAGACCAAACUACAAGAGUGUUCGGAAGAAUCAUUUAGAGAAUUAAUAGAGAAGAUGAUAGCUAAAAGAACAGAAAUGUUGAGUAAUUACUGGAAAGCGCAAAGUGAAGAAUGCCAGCGAAGGGCACUUGAGCGUAAAAAUCGUAAAUUGCUCCUGUUACAGCAGCAGAAGGACAAUGACAAUGAAUCUCUUCUGGAGAAAGCCAAAUUAGAUGAACAAAAGACACAGUUAAUCAAUAAACAAACAAUUGACAACUUAAACAAAUUUUUAGAAGAGCAGAAUAAAGCUACGGCCCGGAUUACAGCCAUCACUGACAGUCAUGCUAAAAUAUGCAAAAGUUAUAAAGAUAUAACUGAUAUCAUACAAACUGAACCAUUAGGUAAGAGACUUUGUGAGAAGUACCAAGAAUCUAUCAACAGAGUCAUAGGAAGUAUCAAUGUCAUGAUGGAGUUAUGUAAGACUACAACUCUUACUGACAAAGAAGUGCAUCAGGCUAAGAUGCUUGCUUUGAGUAUUGAUGAUGUUCGUAAGAAACUAAUAGAAGACAUACAUGCAGUUACGGCUAGGUUAAAGAGGGAAGCAGAAGCUGAAUCAAGAAAAAAAAAGGAGUUGGAAGAAAAGAAGUUACAGGAAGCCAAGGCUAAGAAAGAGGCAGAAAUAGCACAGAGAGCAGAAGUGGCUGCUCAAGCUACCGAGCAAGCAAAGAAAACUAAACCCAUGUUCCAUUCUGCUAAAAAUUACUCUAAUUAUGAAGAACUAAAAACUUUUCUGGAUAAUUAUGAAUCACAAUACAAGGAGCUAUUAGAGAAUGUAAACUUAAAGAAAUUUAGAUUUGAUUGCCAAAAGGCUGUAAACACCCCAGUGAAUGCCUUGUCUUCUGUAAGCGGGAUGCACAUGAAAGACAAGUAUGAUAAGCUGUCCAAAUUACUGAAAGGCGAGCAGGUCCAAGUACUGGAUACUUACAUACAGGCCACACAGCACCCGCAGGGAUUGGCAUAUUGCACAGCUCUGCUGGCCAAGAAGAUAGUCCGGCAAGGAGACCUGCUCGUCUCCAGCAACCCUGAAGCAGCAUUUCCACUAGCAGCAGUCACUGUAGCACUUUGUUCUCAGUUCCCUAUUUUGACUAAACUGUUGGAAGCAAACUUUCAUAGGCAAUGUCCAUACUCGGUACCCAUGUUCUUACCGCAGAAAGAAGGACAAACUGACAAGGAAUUCUAUUUAUCAAGGGGUUACAUCUACAAUGACGAGGGAGCUGUGGAGAAGCAAGACAAAUUUUUAAAAAGAAUGUCUGGCAUAUUCCGUCUCUAUUGUGCCAUUUGGAUUGCGAAAACCCCUAGAUUUAUAAAUGCCCCAAAUCCCCAUAGUCUGAGCUAUGGCUGGAGAUGGCUUGCAUCAUUCAUAAACUUAAGACCUGAGCCUGACAUCAGUGCAACCUUACUCCAUGACUUUUUCUCUGUGUGUGGCCAUGAGUUUUUUAAACAUUAUGGAAAACAAUUCACUAAAAUAAUAAAACUGAUAGCUACAGAUUACUUAGCCAUAUUAAAGAACCUUGAUGAAGGUGGUCCAAAAACUAGAUUAGAAGUUUUCCUUCAGAAUGUUUUAAAAACUGGUCAAAUUGCUCCACCAAGUGGUUUGUUACAACCCAAUACUUGGUAAUAUUUUGUAGAGAAAUUAUUUUAUGAGGUCUAAUGAUUUAAAUGUAUAAAAGUUAUACCAACUAUUGCAUUAAAUGUAAUUUUGCAACUCCACCUUUCUAAAGAUCAAUUGUAAGCAAUAAAUUUUGUUUGUAAUA